UUCAGUGGACGACUUUUGAUCACACACACAGGUUUCAUCUUUGACAAUUUUGUCAGACAGCCAAGCAGGGUCCAUCCAAAUCUAGUCGUGCCAAAGCUACUUCCCGCUAUAUUAAAAUCUAAUCAAAAUCAAAAUCUAAUCACUUCUCCCAUGAAACCUAGAGCUAAAAUUAGCGGCGCCGGAUGGUCAAGACCAGCCGCGUUCCUCUUAUCUAUUUCCUUCUCUUUCUUUUUAGGCUUCUUCUUGGCUUCUUCUUUAUUUUCUCAACAGAAUAUGUGGGUUGUAUUACAGGUAGAAACUGAAAACAAUAGUUUACAUGAUCCAAAACCUAGAAUACUUACAACAGCAGAUAACCAAUACGAUCCGUUGCCACACGGCGAAUCCGGUGAUGAUUCCUUCACAACUAUUCCUUUUCAGGUAUUAAGUUGGGAUCCUCGAGCGUUAUACUAUCCCGGUUUUGCAACGGACGAACAAUGUGACGGCAUUAUCAAGAUGGCCAAGGUAAAGCUUGCACCGUCUACCUUGGCUUUACGCAAGGGGGAAACGGCUGAGAAUACUAAAGGCAUUAGAACAAGUUCUGGGAUGUUUAUAAGUUCGUCCGAGGACAAAACAGGGAUCUUGGAUCAAAUCGAGAAGAAAAUCGAGAGGGCUACCAUGAUACCAAGAGGUCAUGGCGAGGCAUUUAACGUUUUAAGGUAUGAGAUUGGGCAGAGGUACAAUUCACAUUACGAUGCUUUCAACCCUACUGAGUAUGGUCCGCAAAAGAGCCAACGGAUUGCUUCUUUCUUGCUGUAUUUAUCUGAUGUGGAAGAAGGUGGGGAAACCAUGUUUCCAUUUGAGAAUGGUGAAAAUACUGCUUCAAAUUAUGAUUUCAAAAAGUGUAUAGGUUUGAAAGUAAAACCACGGAAGGGUGACGGGCUUUUGUUUUAUUCCUUGUACCCGAAUGGUACGAUUGACCCGACAUCGCUUCAUGGGAGCUGCCCUGUUAUCAAAGGCCAGAAAUGGGUAGCCACAAAAUGGCUUAGGAACGAAGAAGAUUUUGAUUAAAAUUUUUGCUCUUUAUUCCCUAAUUCAAUCUCUCGCUAUAUCUUUUAAAUUUUGGAUUCACAUAUAGUUGGUCAUAUCAAUACCAAUGUUUAUAUAUUUAACGAUAAAUUGUUAACUCCAAGGGCUGAUUCCCUUAAAUUUUCUUUUUUGCUUUUAUACACAUUUUGUUGAAAAUCUACUUUUUCUUCUGCCCUC
Messenger RNA from Erigeron canadensis, 1242 nucleotides. Its product is annotated as probable prolyl 4-hydroxylase 9. The transcript has 8 exons. Gene Ontology annotation, molecular function: procollagen-proline 4-dioxygenase activity; L-ascorbic acid binding; iron ion binding. Gene Ontology annotation, biological process: peptidyl-proline hydroxylation to 4-hydroxy-L-proline. The coding region runs from base 151 to 1047 and encodes 298 amino acids. Gene Ontology annotation, cellular component: endoplasmic reticulum. The record is from RefSeq and is a predicted model, not a curated record. NCBI's taxonomy places the organism in Eukaryota, Viridiplantae, Streptophyta, Magnoliopsida, Asterales, Asteraceae.